AUGGCUCAAAACGACCCGGGGGAAGCGAGUCGGCCGCCAGGGCGCACCGCAGGCUCUCACCGCCAGAGGCCUCCCAGCACAGGGGCGGUCUCCCGGCACACCUGGGACGACGGACUGGCGCCCCCCUCACGGGGCUCGCGCCCACGGCCACCUACUCACUCAGAGCCGCAGCCGUCCAGGGAGAACGCUCUCCCGCCGCGUACCGGCGUCCCCCAUGGCCCUCACACGCGCAACCCUGCUGUGCCAGGCUCCCCGCCCCGCCCCCUUUCUCAGGGCUUCGAGGGCACUGCUCUGCCCGGGGACGCCACCGGCGGACGGAGGCGGGGGGACGACACUCACGUGAGGCGAGGCCGGCUCGGUCCCAGACAGCGGAAGGGAACGCGGGCGGUCGCACGCGCGGGGCGAGGAGGAGGGCCGGCAGCGGCGGGGAGGGGCCGGCAAGUACGCACAGCAGGGGCCUUCCGGGGACCAGAAAACCCCGGGACACAGCCGGGCAGCCAGGAAAUCCAGCGCGGGAUCCCACCGCCACCCACACAAAAGGGCGGUCCCCCGACGCCUGGGACGCCAGCCAGUCCAAGCCAUCCCCAGAGCGGGCCCCACAACCCGGCCCCACCGCCAGGGCCGGCGUGCCGUCCACCCGUCUUCCUCCAUCCGUCCUCGACAGAUCCGUCUUUCCAUCUAGUCUGA
Messenger RNA from Capra hircus (goat), 687 nucleotides. RefSeq names its product translation initiation factor IF-2-like. The transcript has a single exon. The record is from RefSeq and is a predicted model, not a curated record. Bases 1 to 687 code for a protein of 228 amino acids. NCBI's taxonomy places the organism in Eukaryota, Metazoa, Chordata, Mammalia, Artiodactyla, Bovidae.